Molecule: messenger RNA, 1405 nt
Organism: Caenorhabditis elegans
Lineage: Eukaryota; Metazoa; Nematoda; Chromadorea; Rhabditida; Rhabditidae
Gene: tag-124
Product: putative tRNA pseudouridine synthase tag-124
Exons: 6
Coding region: 115-1323 (402 amino acids)
Biological process (GO): pseudouridine synthesis; RNA modification
Molecular function (GO): tRNA pseudouridine synthase activity; RNA binding; pseudouridine synthase activity
Source: RefSeq, marked reviewed
GUGUACUCCUCUCAGACAAACAGAAGUUGCACAAUUUUUUGAAAUCGAUCCCUUUUAAUCACUUUUUCCUAUUCUUCUAGCGUUUAAUUAUUUUCUAUUGAUUUUAUUUACACAAUGGGGUCAAAAAGAGUAUGCCCAGAUGCAAAUAAUUCUGUAAAGUCAAAAAAAGCAAAAACCCUGGAUUUUCUCGCUCAUCCUCGACGGAAGAUUGCAAUUCAGUUUUUCUAUUUGGGCUGGGAGCAUGAUGGGCUUGUUCAACAACCGCAUACACAAAAUACGGUGGAAAAUCAUAUCAUGCAGGCACUAAUAAAAACUCAUUUAAUUGAGGACUGGACGAAAUGUGAUUUUUCGCGUUGUGGACGGACCGAUAAAGGAGUUUCCGCAUUUAAACAAACUGCUGCAAUGGUUGUUAGAUCUCUGUGUCCCGGUGACUCAGGAGUGUUUUGGUCAGAUUCUACGCAAGAGCAUCAAAAAGUGGACUAUAAAGCUAGUGGAGAAGAGCUUCCCUAUGUAAAAAUGCUCAAUGGAGUUCUUCCGAAAACCAUCAGAGUCUUCGCCUGGGCUCCUGUCGCGCAAACGUUCAAUGCCAGAUUCGAUUGUAAUAGAAGAACAUAUAAAUAUUCUUUUGCUAAAGCUGACCUUAACUUAGAGAAAAUGCGUCAGGGCGCGGAGCUAUUGGUCGGUGAGCACGAUUUUUCGAAUUUCUGCCAAAUCGAUAUGAACGAGAAAAGACUGCUGCAGUCUUAUGUUAGAAAAGUCUAUGAAGUCAAGGUAGAACAAGUAUCGACUCAUCCAGAAAAUGAUAUGUAUUCAAUGGUGGAGCUCACUGUAUCUGGAAGUGGUUUCCUUUGGCAUAUGAUUCGAUACAUAGUCACGAUCCUUCAAGAAAUUGGAAGAGAAAAUGAACAACCAUCAUUAAUCUCACAGCUUCUUGACCUGAAAAAAUAUCCGAGCCGGCCGCAGUACACCUUAGCCUCGGACACUCCUCUAUGCUUAUUCGAUUGUGGAUAUAAAUCUGAAGAUGUUGAAUGGAAAGUUCAUGACUAUACACUGAAAAGUACAGUGACCGGACUACAAAAAACCUGGGCGACGUAUCAGGCGAGAAGUCGAAUGAUGGAAAAUAUGCUCGGAGAACUGACUGGAAUGGCUGAAUUCAGUUCAGGAGAUGCCAAUAAAGGACUUCACGAAUUUGUACAAGAUCGUCCGAUACCUUCAAAUUACAUAAGGUUUGAGAAUAGGAAAAUGUGUGAAAGCCUGGAGAGCAAGAAAGAGAAAAUGGCAGAAAAGAAGAAAAAUGGAGAAGAAUCUUCGGAUAAACUAUGAGAGUUUAAUUGUUUUUUAAGUUAUUAAUACGGUUUUGUUGUUGAUUUUUUUGUUUUUAAAAAUAUAUGUUUCUGUUUUUUGA